CCUCUUACCUGAGCAGUGACCUCAGUAGUAAUUGACCCCUGUAGUGUAACAGAGUAGGAAGGGCCUUGACAAAUCAUGUGGCUUAUCCCAUAAAAACACACGGUACUGAUAUUUGAGAGCAUUUCAAAAGACUUACCAUGCCUUUAUCACUGAAAAUCACUUUUAGCACUUAGAAAAGCACUAGACAAAUCUAUUUCAUCAUCCUCACAACUGGAGGUUUAUGAGAACAUCUGUAAUCAGAGCAUAUGUCCAUGGAGGUAUAUGGAGGUAUAUGAGAACAUCUGUAAUCAGAGCAUAUGUCCAUGGAGGUAUAUGGAGGUAUAUGAGAACAUCUGUAAUCAGAGCAUAUGUCCAUGGAGGUAUAUGGAGGUAUAUGAGAACAUCUGUAAUCAGAGCAUAUGUCCAUGGAGGUAUAUGGAGGUAUAUGAGAACAUCUGUAAUCAGAGCAUAUGUCCAUGGAGGUAUGUGGAGGUAUAUGAGAACAUCUGUAAUCAGAGCAUAUGUCCAUGGGGGUAUAUGGAGGUAUAUGAGAACAUCUGUAAUCAGAGCAUAUGUCCAUGGAGGUAUAUGGAGGUAUAUGAGAACAUCUGUAAUCAGAGCAUAUGUCCAUGGAGGUAUAUGGAGGUAUAUGAGAACAUCUGUAAUCAGAGCAUAUGUCCAUGGAGGUAUAUGGAGGUAUAUGAGAACAUCUGUAAUCAGAGCAUAUGUCCAUGGAGGUAUAUGGAGGUAUAUGAGAACAUCUGUAAUCAGAGCAUAUGUCCAUGGAGGUAUAUGGAGGUAUAUGAGAACAUCUGUAAUCAGAGCAUAUGUCCAUGGAGGUAUAUGGAGGUAUAUGAGAACAUCUGUAAUCAGAGCAUAUGUCCAUGGGGGUAUAUGGAGGUAUAUGAGAACAUCUGUAAUCAGAGCAUAUGUCCAUGGAGGUAUAUGGAGGUAUAUGAGAACAUCUGUAAUCAGAGCAUAUGUCCAUGGAGGUAUAUGGAGGUAUAUGAGAACAUCUGUAAUCAGAGCAUAUGUCCAUGGGGGUAUAUGGAGGUAUAUGAGAACAUCUGUAAUCAGAGCAUAUGUCCAUGGAGGUAUAUGGAGGUAUAUGAGAACAUCUGUAAUCAGAGCAUAUGUCCAUGGGGGUAUAUGGAGGUAUAUGAGAACAUCUGUAAUCAGAGCAUAUGUCCAUGGGGGUAUAUGGAGGUAUAUGAGAACAUCUGUAAUCAGAGCAUAUGUCCAUGGAGGUAUAUGGAGGUAUAUGAGAACAUCUGUAAUCAGAGCAUAUGUCCAUGGGGGUAUAUGGAGGUAUAUGAGAACAUCUGUAAUCAGAGCAUAUGUCCAUGGAGGUAUAUGGAGGUAUAUGAGAACAUCUGUAAUCAGAGCAUAUGUCCAUGGGGGUAUAUGGAGGUAUAUGAGAACAUCUGUAAUCAGAGCAUAUGUCCAUGGGGGUAUAUGGAGGUAUAUGAGAACAUCUGUAAUCAGAGCAUAUGUCCAUGGGGGUAUAUGGAGGUAUAUGAGAACAUCUGUAAUCAGAGCAUAUGUCCAUGGAGGUAUAUGGAGGUAUAUGAGAACAUCUGUAAUCAGAGCAUAUGUCCAUGGGGGUAUAUGGAGGUAUAUGAGAACAUCUGUAAUCAGAGCAUAUGUCCAUGGAGGUAUAUGGAGGUAUAUGAGAACAUCUGUAAUCAGAGCAUAUGUCCAUGGGGGUAUAUGGAGGUAUAUGAGAACAUCUGUAAUCAGAGCAUAUGUCCAUGGGGGUAUAUGGAGGUAUAUGAGAACAUCUGUAAUCAGAGCAUAUGUCCAUGGAGGUAUAUGGAGGUAUAUGAGAACAUCUGUAAUCAGAGCAUAUGUCCAUGGAGGUAUAUGGAGGUAUAUGAGAACAUCUGUAAUCAGAGCAUAUGUCCAUGGAGGUAUAUGGAGGUAUAUGAGAACAUCUGUAAUCAGAGCAUAUGUCCAUGGGGGUAUAUGGAGGUAUAUGAGAACAUCUGUAAUCAGAGCAUAUGUCCAUGGAGGUAUAUGGAGGUAUAUGAGAACAUCUGUAAUCAGAGCAUAUGUCCAUGGAGGUAUAUGGAGGUAUAUGAGAACAUCUGUAAUCAGAGCAUAUGUCCAUGGAGGUAUAUGGAGGUAUAUGAGAACAUCUGUAAUCAGAGCAUAUGUCCAUGGAGGUAUAUGGAGGUAUAUGAGAACAUCUGUAAUCAGAGCAUAUGUCCAUGGGGGUAUAUGGAGGUAUAUGAGAACAUCUGUAAUCAGAGCAUAUGUCCAUGGCCACAGGAAGAUGAUUUGUAGUGUGGAUGCACUCUUUUUUUUUUUUUUUAACAUUUUUUAUUGUGAUUUUUCAGGGUGUGCUGCAGCCCCCUCAGCACCCCUACUAACCGCGUCUAUGCAUAU
Molecule: messenger RNA, 2367 nt
Organism: Oncorhynchus mykiss (rainbow trout)
Lineage: Eukaryota; Metazoa; Chordata; Actinopteri; Salmoniformes; Salmonidae
Source: RefSeq, a predicted model, not a curated record